AUGGCAUCCAUCUAUUUGUUUCUUUUACUCUUUUCGAUCAAUUUUAUUUUGAAAAUUGAAGCAACCCACUAUAAAACUUUAAUGGUUGAUAAAAAUGCUUCUCCUGGUGAGAUUGAAGCUGCAUUUAAUGAAAGGAAAGAGAAAAAUCGAAAUGCCAAACAGAGCGAUAAGGCUUUUUUAGAUAAUUUAGAAAAAUUGUCAGAAGCUCAUUUGAUUCUUAGCGAUAAAACAAAAAGAGAAGAAUAUGAUAGAGAACUUGCUAAGAAGAAAGGAAAAUCUACGGAAGGGGAAAGUUCAAAAACUGCAUACCAUAAAGAUAAGAAGUCCAAAAGAAAGACGGAAUCUUUUGGUGGAGGAUCGAGUCAUUUUAGAGGAGGAACAAUUCAUAAUACAGGAAUAUUUCAUGGAAAUGGACUAGGUGGAUUUGUCUCUGGGGGCAUAUUUAACCGAGGAUUCCCAUUUGGUGGAUCAUCAAAAGCUGGAUCUCAAAAUGAAGCAGAGACUCAAGGAAGGACUCAAUCUUUUGGUGGAGGAUCACAUCAUUUUAGAGGAGGAACUAUUCAUAACAUAGGCAACACUUUCUUUGGCAAAGGAAAUGGUGAAUUUGUCUCAGGAGACCAAAUUAACAUGGAAUCCUCAUUUGGAGGAUCAGAUACGUCUGACUCAGAAGCCUCUUAUAACUCAGAAUCAGAAUUCGAAUUUGGAGAAGGAUUCCCAUUUGCUAAAUCAGGAUCUUCCUUUCACACAAAAUUCUCAGUUGGAAAGAAUAACAAAUAUGCUGAUUGGAAUCGAGAUUUUAGUUUUGUUAAAUUAUCAGUAUUCAAAGAAGGAAUUCUUGUUGAAAGCCCUCAACAUUAUCCUGAGUUUGUUAGAUAUUUAAACAUCAAUGGUGAUAUAGGAAUGGCAAUAAUUAAUGGAAAUAACAUAAAAAUAACUGAAUAUUUGUUAAAAACAAAGAUAUUUUUCAAUGGAGAUGAAGUUCGUUAUACUGAAGGGGUAACAAACAUUAAUGGCGUUAUAAUUGAGAAAAAUGGCUACAAGAUAAAAAUAACAGGGCGUAACAUAAAUGCAAAUACUAACAUGAAGAGAUAUAGCAUGAUAAAAGCAAAGGCUAUAAAAGUUCAUGUUACUGGAAGUGUUGAGAAUAUUCCUACACCGAGCAAAAAAUAUGAAUUUAAACAAAACGUUCCAAAUAAACGAGUAGGAGAUGCUCUUAAAAUAAAUGGAAAUAUUGGAAAUCUGGAGGUUUUUAUUUGA
This is a messenger RNA of Meloidogyne enterolobii, 1257 nucleotides long. The record is from the annotation of a GenBank genome assembly. NCBI's taxonomy places the organism in Eukaryota, Metazoa, Nematoda, Chromadorea, Rhabditida, Meloidogynidae.